Paramecium tetraurelia is the source of this 4452-nucleotide messenger RNA. RefSeq lists its product as uncharacterized. The record is from RefSeq and is a predicted model, not a curated record. The transcript is spliced from 4 exons. Lineage: Eukaryota; Ciliophora; Oligohymenophorea; Peniculida; Parameciidae.
AUGCCUAUCAUCAUAUUAUAUGCCUUAGGAGCAAUAAAUGAAAUGCAAAAUAUUUCCUACAUUACUGUAUAAACAACACAACAGGUUUUCAGCAGUUCAUCUGAAAAUAAUAUUUUAAGAGCGAUUUCAAGACCUAAUACUUAUUUAACUCGGAAUGCCAUUCUCUCCUAUAUAAUAACUGGCUAUUUAUGUAUUUUUUUCAUAUGUUGCUUUAUAUUCAUUUAUAUGAUGAAAAUUAGAUCCGCUGAUACGUUUAUUAAAUUAUCAUAAGCAUUUAAUAAAAAUAUUAGUUAGAAGAUACUAAUGAAAUACAUAAACAUAUCAAUUAAUUUGAUAAAAUAUGGUUUCGGAAUUAUGGCAAUCGAAAUAUGUUUAUAAAAUAUCAAAGCAAACUUCGAUGAUGAUUUUCAGAUAGCAUUAAAUGUAAUAAAUAUAAUUACUAUACUAAUAACUCUUGUUUUUUUAACAUAUAUGUUCACUUAUAAUUGGGCUUUAGAUUUUAAAAGAGAACAUUUGUCGAUCAAUGAUUCCAUACUAACGUAUAUUAGAAUACUUAUAAAACUCUUUUAAAUGAUUAUUUUGUAUUUUUCGGAAUAACGCAGUAUAUACCUUGAUUAUUUUCAGAUACUAUUGCCAAUGAUAUCAGCGAUUUUGUUGAUCUACUAAAUCUAAAUUCAGAAAUUGUUAAUUUAUGGAGUUUAUUUUUAAAUAAUUUUGAUAAUAACCAUUAUGACUUUGGUGAUAAGUUUUCAGUGUUUGUUUCAACUAAUUUUUAUUAACUAUCAAUUUAAAUCGUUGUGGAUUCUGCUAUCGAUUAUACCUUAUAGGGUUUUUGUUUAUUAUAUAAAAAGAGAUCUAAUUAACAAUUUCAUCAAUUUCUUAUCGGUCAACCUUAAAAAUUGCAAUCACAUUGUAUUUUAAAUAAUAUAUGGCAUGAGUGAAGGCAGAUAAAUUUUUCAAUCAGAUAUGAUAUUUUUAAUGUUUCUAUAGAAACAUUCUGUAAUCUGCAAAGAUUGUAAAUGUAAGUGCAGAUUAAGACUCUAAGAGAAACAAUUUUAAGCUGUCUCAUAUGAAGUAUUCUUUAAGGAACUGUUAUUCAAAUAUUAAUAACAAUUAUCUUAAAGAGUCGUUUCAGAAUCAUUAAUUUUCAGUUAUCUAUAAUUGCUAUUCUUUUAAAAGAAAUACCUUCUAGUUUAUCGUUAUUUUAGAAUAAUAUUUGAAACAACAACGAAGUCAUAAGAAAAUCUGAAAUUGGAAACCAAUAGACCUACUAUUAAAAUCAACUCAUUAAGCAAGCUUCUUAUUUUAAAAGUUGCUUAAGAUCUUCAAAGGCUUGAUAUAUAAAAUCAGUUUCAAAGAUAAAAAGCAGCAUUAAAGGUUGAUUCUUUGUAGAAUCACCUUAGUAUUUAAGAAUAUUUAAAGAUUACAAAAUAAAACGAAUUUAUUAAAUAGAGCCUAUCAAAUGUCAUAGAUACAAAAAUUGAAUUUUUUCAAUGUUUAAAUCAGAAACAUCAAUCAAAAAACUUAGAGUAAAUUGCAUUAAAAUCAAUAUAAACAUAGAUGGAAGGAUUAAAAAUAAUCAAAGCUUCGUUUUAAUCAACUCAAACCCAAAGAUAUUCUAAUAUUCUAAGGUUUUAUUACAUGGAAGUAUUAAAUGAUUUAAUCUCUGCUUAGUCCAUCGUUUCUCCUUAGAAUACCGAGGAUGAAUAUGUAAUAAAAACAAUUCACUCGAAUUUUUAAAAUCAAUUGUCCUAUAUGACUGUAGCUAUUUAAGAUUUAGAUAAUAUUUAGAUAAUUAAGCAUAAGUAUAAUUAAUAAGAUUAAUAAACAGAAUUAGUUUAAUUAAGCUUUGAUUAAAUGAUACCCAAUUAUAUGAAAUUAAUCCACUCCCCUUUAAUUGAGAAGUUUAUCUCAGGUAUGGAGAAUAAAUUCUUUUAAUAACUUAACUAAGCUUACAUUGAAUAUUCAUCAGGUCUAUGCAAGAGAAUAGAAUUAAUUAUGGAUUUAAGCCAAUUAAAUUUAUAAUCAAUAGAAAUGAUUUUGUUCUUUCAAAAACAAAAUGAAAGUACUUACAGUAUCUUUUUAGAUGAAAAUAAAUAAAUUGUUAAUAUAGAGGAAGAACUAUUUUGCAAAAUAUUUGACAUCGAUACAAGAUUUGCUAAAUAGUUAAAUGGCAUUGAUAUCAGUGUACUUUUUGAAAAUUUCGCUUCUAUUAAAUUCAAUGAGAAGCACUUCUCAUAGUUUUUUCGUUUCUUCGAUUAAAGGAAGUUAAACCACUAGAGUUAAAGAAAUUAAGAGAAUUCAUUACUCACAAAGAUGGAGAUGAUUUUAUAUAAAUGCGAUCUCGAAGUAAUGGAAAGAUAAAUGAUAUUGGGGACUGUUAUUUAUUAACUAAAUUUGUCUAAUAUCAAAAAAAUCAACAAAAGUGAUGAGAUUGGAAUAGAAAAUUAACAGCAAUAAAAUGCUUCUCAUGGAUUUGAUGAAUUAAUUAAUACCAACAAACAUUUUGAUUUUAAUUCAAAAUUUAUCCACAAUAAGUUAAUUAGUUAAUAAAAUAAUAAUAAGCCAGAGAGAAUAACAUAAGAUGAAAUUCUCAAUAAUAAUUUCUAAUAAAAUGAUAUCUUGUUUACUCCAAAGAUAGAUGAGGAACAUUAUAUUUUAAGCCAAGAGGGAGAUUAAAAAACUGUCUAAAAAUUAUAUGAAAACAAAUAGAAAUCUGAGGCUGCUUCAAGAUAAUCAUCUUUAUCAGCUGUCUAAAAGUCAUAGUAUCACAGGUAAUUUUCAUUGGUUUAUAAUUUAUCAACUUGUAGAAAAUCACCAAAGAUUUUCUUAAGAAAAACAAUUUAGAGAUUGCUUUACUUAAUUAUAUCAAUUAUUGGAUUUAUAUUACAUCUUUAAGUGGUUAGCAAUUUUGAUCUUCUUUUAAGUGAUUUCAAAUUACUUAGUUUUAAAAACAGUAUCUUUUAUCCAAUAUCAACUUCUACUCUAAUUAGAUUUUCGAUAAUUAAUUACAAUGUUGAAUUAUACAUUAAUUUAAUUACAAAAAAGUAGUGGUCAGAGUAUUUAGAAUAUCCUAAUUCCAAAAUUUUAGAAAGCUACGAUAAACUAAAAUAAGAAAUCUCAGAUUUAUUAGAACAAUAAUUAUUUUUCACACAUUACUCUAGAAUCUCUUUGUAAUUGGAAUUCUUAGAGUAUGGAAAUAAGGGGAUUUAAGAGGAAUUAAAUUUAAGAAACAGUUUAGUCACCUUAUUAAAUUAUUAAUAUGAUUCUAAAGUCGUCUAUAGUAAUGGAGGAACGGCUGAUUCAAAGAGUCCUUAUUUUUUUUAUGUCUAUAAAAACUUUAAUUUGCUAUUAUAAACUUUUGAGAAAGUUGAUACAGGGGCCUUACUUUCACUUUAAUCAGACUCUCAGUAUUAUCAAAGUUAAUUAUUAAAUAUUAUGAUAUACACUCUACUCUUAAUGAGUAUCAUGCAAAUAUUGAUCUCAAUUUCUCAUUAUUCGUAUUGUUUAUAAAAAGAAGAAUUAAAAAUACUAUUAUUUAAUUAAGAACACACUUAUAUUAUUUCAGACAUUCAGAGAUUACAUAAUCUUAAGGAGUUAAUUAUGCGAGACUUCACUUAAAUUCUACAAUAUCAAUUUAAUUUUUAAGAUAAAGACACAUAUUUUUAAAAUUUAAAAUUGUUGAUUUCCAAAUCUAGUUAAAAAAAGAAAAAAGUAAUAUUACCAAUAGACUUUUUCAAUAUUAAAUCAUACUUGCUUAUUAUAUCUCAUUUUUUAAUCCUAUUGGCAAUAUACAUAGGAUUAUAAAUAGAGUUGGGAUAUGCAUAUAAUGAAAUUCGGAAUGCUGCCGAAUUUUAUUAAUCACUUACGAGAUUGAAUACCAAUAUUUUAGUUAUGUAUUCAUCAAGAGAAGUCUUGUAUUAUAAAUAAACCUUUACUUUUUUCACUUAAACAGACAUAGAUUAAUAUCAUAACAAUUGUGAAUAAGGUAUCAACGAGUUGGAGGAUUACGUUACUAAUUUAUGGAAUUAUUAAUCUAAUUCUUAUAUUAUUGAUAAGGAUUUUAAUCCGCUUUUCAGUAAAUUCAGUGAAGGGAAUCUUUGCAAUUACUUGGAUGAAAUUAACCAAAAUUCAACAGUAUGUAACAGCUCCCUUUUUGGCAAUUUACAAAAAGGAUUGACUUCAACCAUAAUAAAUAUCAAGAAUACCUUUAGAUCAGAGUUUGAAUCAACAAAUUUUACAAAUAGAACUUUAUUUCCAAUAUAAGAAUUAGAGGGCAUUAUUAUAAUCAGUUAAGCAUUUUAAUAUCUAAUAGAGAGUUUUUACGAACUCAUGUAAGAGUAAUGUUUGUACCUUAUUUUUUUUUAUAAUGUAAAGUUUCAACAUAUUUUAAAUAGAUGUUUAUUAUAAUUUUUUUGGUGUUUGGUGUGUUAUAUGGAUUGGUAUUACUGA